Molecule: messenger RNA, 1221 nt
Organism: Strongyloides ratti
Lineage: Eukaryota; Metazoa; Nematoda; Chromadorea; Rhabditida; Strongyloididae
Product: Actin-related protein 3
Exons: 2
Coding region: 1-1221 (406 amino acids)
Biological process (GO): Arp2/3 complex-mediated actin nucleation
Cellular component (GO): actin cortical patch; Arp2/3 protein complex
Molecular function (GO): actin filament binding
Source: RefSeq, a predicted model, not a curated record
AUGGUUGUCGGUCGAUUACCAGCAUGUGUCAUUGACUGUGGCACUGGCUAUACCAAAAUGGGAUAUGCUGGAAAUUCUGAACCAAGUUUUAUUAUUCCUUCAUCAAUUGCUAUAAAAGAAAAAAAUGCAUCAUCAAAUGCUGCUGCUUUAAGAUGGAAUACAGUUGGAAAAGUUGAUGAUCUGGAUUUUUUUACUGGUGAUGAUUGUUUUUUGCCAUCAGCAGCUAAUUAUUCCGUUAAAUAUCCAAUAAGACAUGGAAUUGUUGAAGAUUGGGAUCUUAUGGAAAGAUAUUGGGAACAUUGUAUUUUUAAGUAUCUUAGAGCUGAACCAGAAGAUCAUUAUUUUUUACUAACUGAACCUCCUUUAAAUACACCAGAAAAUAGAGAAUUAACUGCAGAAAUUAUGUUUGAAACAUUUAAUGUUCCUGGUUUGUAUAUAGCUGUUCAAGCUGUACUAGCACUUGCAGCUUCAUGGCAGCACAAAAAUAUAUCUGUAAAAUCAUUAACAGGAUUAGGUUACGUUAUUGGAAGUUGUAUUAAACAUAUUCCUAUUGCCGGACGUGAUAUAACAUAUUUUAUUCAAUCACAAUUGAGAGAACGUGAACAAAUUCCUCCAGAACAAAGUUACGAAGUUGCUAAAGCUAUUAAGGAGAAAUAUUGUUAUGUUUGUCCAGAUAUUCUUAAAGAAUUUCAUAAAUAUGAUACAGAACCAGAAAAAUGGAUUAAAGAGUAUAAUAGUAUUAAUAAUAUUACUAAAAAAUCUUUUUCAUGUGACAUAGGUUAUGAGAGAUUUAUGGGACCUGAAAUUUUUUUCCAUCCAGAAUUUGUUAACUCAGACUAUACAACAUCAAUCUCUGAAACAGUUGAUAAUGUCAUUCAACAAUGUCCAAUAGAUGUCAGAAGAGGAUUAUAUGAAAAUAUUGUUUUAUCUGGUGGUUCAACAAUGUUUAAAGAUUUUGGAAGGCGAAUGCAACGAGAUAUUAAGAAGAUUUCUGAUAAUAGAUUGGCAUUAUCAGAACAGUUGUCUGGUGGUAAAUUAAAGCCUAAACCAAUUGAUGUUCAAGUAUUUACUCAUAAGAUGCAAAGAUAUGCUGUAUGGUUUGGAGGUUCUAUGUUAGCUUCUACAGCUGAAUUUUAUUCAGUUUCUCAUACUAAAGCAGAAUACUUAGAAAAAGGUGCUUCUAUUUGUAGACAUAAUCCUGUUUUUGGACAAUUAGCUUGA